CGCGAUGCUGUGACUUGGUACUGGAAGGCCGUGGCAGUCGUGUCGGUGUUCAUGAUAUUGGGAGGCUUCCUCAUGCUGCCGGCGAGUUUCGAACGCGACAACGAACUGAGAGUGCCAACGCAAGUGAUUGGAAUCUUUGCGGCUGCUCUGCUCACUGCUGGAUUCUCUGCGACUCUACUGGUAUGCAUCGUCGUUCCGAAUCCCCUCUUUCAGGUAGAAUCCAUCUUUCAGCCGGCAUUGGCAGCCUGCUUCGUCGGUGUCCUGACCGUCACGUACGACUUUUUGUUCUUCAAGAGAUACCACUGGAACACACCCGCCUUUCUGACAACUGUCGCGGCUGGAGUAAGCAGUGUUGUAUACGGCAUCCUACAGAUCUGGAGCCGGCGCAAGAUAAACAGGAUAGCCAAGGCGAAGAACCAGAAGUCCUUCCGGUGGCAAGACACUGCCUACUAUGACAACUAUGCGCGGAACAUGUUCCCGUCCGCCAUGCCUCCGGACUCAUCCACGAGAUCUGUCUUCGAUCCUCACACCGUGCCAGAGGAGGAAUUGCAAAGACAGCAGAUGCUAAAUCUACUACUUGCAAGAGAACAGGCCCAGCUCUCGCCUCCACUCCCUGCGCAAGAUAAUGCGACUUACCACAUUGACAUCCCGGUGCCGAACGAGAACGAUUCUCCUGCAACACUCGCCUCCCCGAGACACUACCCUUCGCCUGGUGGACCAUCUCCGAUGUCCGUGCACGCGCGGCCGUCGCCUGGAGUCGUGCGACCUUGGAACGAAGAUGUCCUGCGAGAGGUCGACAGAAGGCGUUGA
Molecule: messenger RNA, 810 nt
Organism: Zymoseptoria tritici IPO323
Lineage: Eukaryota; Fungi; Ascomycota; Dothideomycetes; Mycosphaerellales; Mycosphaerellaceae
Exons: 3
Source: RefSeq, a predicted model, not a curated record